Microthlaspi erraticum is the source of this 1185-nucleotide messenger RNA. NCBI's taxonomy places the organism in Eukaryota, Viridiplantae, Streptophyta, Magnoliopsida, Brassicales, Brassicaceae. The record is from the annotation of a GenBank genome assembly.
AUGAAACCAGCCAAUGAUGCUGAGGCGGUGGAAUCUCAGGGAGAAGUUACUACCGAUGCUUUGCCGAAUCAGCCACCUGAAAUGCUCACGAUUGAGAAUAUUCCGGCUCCCACCCAUGAUGUCAGGUUUAUACAAUACAAAAUAGGUGGCCAUAUAUUCGAACUUACUGAAAAGUAUAAGCCACCGAUGACGGCUAUUGGCAGAGGUGCUUAUGGCCUCGUUUGCUCUGUAAUGAACUCGGAGACUGGAGAGAACGUAGCUAUAAAGAAAAUCGCCCAUGCAUUUGAUAACGAAGACAAUGCAAAGAAAACUCUCCGUGAAAUCGCGAUUCUUUGUCACUUGAGUCACGAAAAUAUUAUCGAGAUCAAAGACGUAAUUCUGCCUCCUCAGAGAAAUGCUUUUGAAAAUGAUGUUUACAUUGCAUAUGAAUUGAUGCCCGGUGACCUUCAUCAAAUCAUAACAUCCAAAGCUGAGCUAGUCGAAGAGCAUUACCAGUAUCUCUUGUACCAAAUCCUGCGUGGAUUAAAGUACAUUCAUUCGGCUAACGUGAUACAUAGAGACUUAAAACCUAAGAAUCUCCUCGUGGAUGGAAACUGUGACUUAAAGAUCUGUGAUUUCGGGCUUGCUCGUUUCAUGCCCGAGGAUCAUAAAAUGAGUGAGCACGUUGUCACAAGAUGGUACCGUGCACCCGAGCUUCUGUUAAAGUCCUCUGCUUACACAACAGCGAUUGAUGUUUGGUCCGUUGGGUGUAUUUUCUUGGAAUUGGUGAACCGCAAAACGCUCUUCCCCGGUAGAGAUCGUCUUCACCAGCUUCGUCUGGUUAUGGAGCUCCUAGGCACUCCAUCAGAGGAAGAUCUUGCUUCAUUUGGUGAAAACGACAAGCGAUGCUUGCGGGAGCUUCCUUCCUUUCCUCGCCAAUCUUUCUCUGAAAAAUUCCCAAAUGUGCACCCUUUAGCUAUAGACCUGAUGGAGAAGAUUCUCAAGUUUGAUCCUCAACAGAGAAUCUCAGUUAUUGAAGAAGCGCUAGCUCAUCCAUAUCUGGAAACGUUGCAUGACAUCAACGAUGAACCCGAGUGCAUAACGCCCUUCGACUUCGAUCCAGAGCAACCAUUCACAGCGGAGGAGAUUAAGGAGAUAAUCUACUAUUUAUCUCUAGAAUUUAACCAGCAAGAAGAGGAAGAUUGA